This is a messenger RNA of Tilletiopsis washingtonensis, 1092 nucleotides long. RefSeq lists its product as hypothetical. The coding region runs from base 124 to 942 and encodes 272 amino acids. Gene Ontology annotation, biological process: spindle assembly; protein localization to microtubule plus-end; regulation of microtubule polymerization or depolymerization. Gene Ontology annotation, cellular component: microtubule organizing center; cytoplasmic microtubule; spindle midzone. Lineage: Eukaryota; Fungi; Basidiomycota; Exobasidiomycetes; Entylomatales. The record is from RefSeq and is a predicted model, not a curated record. Gene Ontology annotation, molecular function: microtubule plus-end binding. The transcript has 6 exons.
CGCCGCGCCGCGCCAGCAGCAGCAGCUCACAGGGCUCGGCUGAACGACGCCGCGCGCGGUUCGCGCCUCUUUGCGCACCACCUCAACACCCUUAACCCGCCUCACCCUCAACCACCGCACACGAUGGGAGAGUCGCGCACAGAGCUCAUCCAGUGGCUCAACGAGCUGCUGCAGAUCCAGUACACCAAGGUCGAGCAGUGCGGUAGCGGCGCCGCGUACACGCAGGUCAUCGACUCCAUCUACGGCAAUGUGCCGCUCGGCAAGGUCAACUUUGCGGCGCGGGCCGAGUACGAGUACCUGGCCAACUACAAGGUGCUGCAGGAGGCCUUCAAGCGGAAUAAGAUCGACAAGCCCAUCCCCGUCGAGCGGCUGGUGCGAUGCAAGAUGCAGGACAACCUCGAGUUCCUGCAGUGGCUGAAGAAGUACUGGGACACGCACUCGCCCGGCGAGGUCUACGACGCCGAGGCGCGGCGGGGCGGCGCCGCUGCUGCGCCACCACCGCUGCUGGGUGCGGUGUCCGUCGGCGUGGCGCGCACGUCGGCGGCGGCGCCUCGCGCUGCCGCGCGUGCGCCAGUGCGUGCGGCUGCCCCGGCGGCGGCGCGUGCGCCGGUCCGGGCACCGGUGCGCGCGGCACCAGCGGCCGGGCGGCAGCAGAAGGGCAUGGAGGAGGAGAUCCUCAACCUCACGGGCCAGAUGGACGAGAUGAAGCUGAGCGUCGACUCGCUGGAGAAGGAGCGCGACUUCUACUUUGCCAAGCUGCGGGACAUCGAGGUGCUCGUGCAGCAGCGCUUCGAGGUGCUGGAAGGCGGCGGCGAGGAGGCAGCUCUGGAGCUCGACACGCUCAAGCAGAUUCAGGCCGUGCUGUACUCGACGGAGGAGGGUUUCGAGGUGCCGGAAGGCGGCGAGGCCGCACUUCUCGGCGACGAGGAGGAGACGUUCUGAUGCGGCAUUGCCAGCGCACAGCAGUGCCGCCAAUGCACUCUCUUGCUAGACGUCAGUCAGGCCGCAGGCGCACGCACGGCCGAUGCAAGAUGCAACACGAGGGCUUGAUUGAUGGUGACGCAGAUGGAAGGGGCGAUGCAGAGGCAUGCG